Messenger RNA from Prorocentrum cordatum, 1029 nucleotides. The record is from the annotation of a GenBank genome assembly. NCBI's taxonomy places the organism in Eukaryota, Dinophyceae, Prorocentrales, Prorocentraceae.
AUGGCGGAGAUACAGAAGGAGAUGGGGAACGCCUCCAUGAAGGGUGGCGAUGUCGAUGCCGCUGCGGGCAAGUACGCCGAGGGCCUGCGGAUGGCAAAUCUGGUGCUGCAGUUCCACAUCUACCAGCUGCGGCUGACUGGCGACCGCGCGAGCCCGGCGUUCUCGGGGCCGAGCGCAGACAGCACGGUGGUCAGCCAGCUGGAGCAAGGGGCGCUCGUACGCGUUGGGAAUCAGAGCGAAGACGGAGAGUGGAUGCAACUGCAGCGCCCCGAUGGCAGCGGGGAGCUGGUGGAGGCGUGGAUCAAAAUCGAUGGUGAUGGAUGGAAGUGGGAGCAGGUGGUCCCCGAGGAGAUGCAAAGGAAGGCCGAGAAGGUGUGCGUAGCCCUGAACCUCAACCUCGCCCAGGUCUGCCUCAAGCAGCACGACUGGGCUGGAACGGUGGCGCACGCCACCCACGCCCUUGAGCUGGACCCGGACAACUGCAAGGCCCUCUUCAGGCGCGCAGUCGCAUCCGUGAACCUUGUGAGCAAGAAGUGGGUCAUGGGAGCCGUCGGCGACCUGAUGAACGCCAGCCUCAUCGACCCCACGGACCGAGACAUACACGACGCCCUGAAGGCCACCAGGCAGCAGCUGCGGGAGAUUGAGCGGAGCUGGAAGGAGGCGGAGGCAGAGGGCUGGAGCCGGCUGAUGCUGGCCUCCAGGGAGCAGUGCUCCGAGGAAGUGGAGUCCCUCUUGGAGGCCAGAGCCGAGGUGGACGGCUUGGGGCCCGGCGGCGCCACCGCGCUGACGCUCGCGGCGGAGGCUGGCAGCGCCGACCUCGUGGAGCUGCUGCUCGGGGCGCGCGCGUCGGUGGAUCUGCCGGGGGCGGGGGGCGCCACCGCGCUCGCGCUGUGCGCGAUGGCGCGGAGGAGGUGGCCAGCCUGCUGCUGCAGGCCGGCGCCUGCGCCAGCCCCGCGGGCCAGGCAGGCGCGUCGCCCUUGCAGCUCGCCGCGGCGGGCGGCCACCAGCGGCUGGCGGGGCUCCUGCUAG